CCGAGUCGUGUGCAAUCGUGUGGAAGCCAAAGAAAGAAGAAAUAUUCGUGGACAAACGCAAAGCUUCAAGCUAGAUAGAAACUAAAGAAAAAAUAAAGGGCGCACCCUCAUUAAGUUUUUGCUUGAUAAUUAAGCAAAUAUAAAGUAUAAUAAACUACGAAUGCUGUACUAAUCGAAUUGGAAAUAAAAACCCGAUAGUUUCAUCGAAAUUUUAUUGCAUUGUGCAAUGCGUGAAUGAGGAUUAUAUAAGCCAGAGCGACAGUUGGCAAUUGUUAGCAAUUGUGGUAAUGAGACUCGUGGCCAAAUGCGAUUGAUUAUGCUAUUUGCCCAAAGUCAUUGGCCAACAGCACGCUAAAAGCCGGCAAAAUAUAAAUAAAUAUUGUUUUUUUUGCACGGGUUAUUUUCUUUUUUGGCAAACUGAAUUUUGACAGCACAAAAAAAAGAAAAGAAACGAGGAAAGAAAAACAACGAAGAAAAAUAUAAAAACUGUUGCAACCAAGAGAAAGAGAGAGAGAGAGGGAGAGAGACGAACAAAGAGCACGCGAGUGUGUGAGAGAGCGCAAAGAUUUAUAAAUAAAUCGAGCAGAUACGCAAAAUAAGAGCAUACGCAAAACAAACCUCUACAAUAAAACCGAAAAAAAGACAGAAAAAAACAGAAAUAUAAACAAACAAAAAGGAAAAGAGCAAAAGCAACGGCCAUAACAAUAACAACAACAAGAAAAUUACAAUAUGCCGGAGCCAGUGGGAAUUCUGUGGUCGAUGCCAGAGACAAAGAAGAAGGCGCCCAUUAUCAAGGUAUCCUGCGGCAUUGGCGAUACGGAUGGCUUUCCCGCCUUUGACGUGGAGUCCGAUGCCUAUGACUCCAAAGAUGACACGAAAUGGGGUUUCCUGAUAACCGGCGGCGCUGAAUUUCAUAUGCCCUUAACUGUCUUUCAGGUUACACCCGAUGGUCUAGCUGACAAAUCGGGGAUACGUCUGGGCGAUAUCAUACUCGAAAUAAACGAAGAGGACGCAUCGCAGCUGACACUGGCCCAGGCACACGAGCGCAUCAACGCGACCCCAAAGAAAGUGCAGUUCCUAAUGCGCAACAUGGAGGAGGAUGAUCCCACUGGAAUGUUUGAGGCCGGCGAGGAGAAGUCGAUUGUGAUGCGAGUGCCAAAGCCGAUGCCACCGCCGAAAGGCCGCGUGCUUCCCAGUUCCAUUGAACUGCGUCUGCUGGAGAUGCAACGCAAGCUCUCCGCUAUUGCUGAAAUACCCAAGAUUCUCAGUUCCACGCUGGCAACGGUGUCGCAAUCCUUUGACUCCUUGGAGGCCGAGGCGAGCUAUAAGCGUAAAUGUUCCUACGACGAGGAUGCGCUCGACUAUGAGUUACUCGAGCAGCCGGAAAGUGAGUGUGACAGUGAACUCGACGAGUCGGACGAUGCUGAGGAUGAUGAGGAAGAUGAUCUGGUACAGGUGCAAGAUGACGAUGACGUUGAAGAUGCUGUGCACAAAUUCAAAUCAGAGUCACUGAAGGAUGCGACGCCGGAAUCGGAUUAUGCAUCGGAAGCCAAUUAUGCGUCAAAUGAGACAAGUGAUGAGCCACACAAUGGCAACGACUACGAAGAUGAUGAGUUCGGUGAUGAUGAGAAGGCUGUUUUUUAUCUGAAGCUGCCUGCAGGCGCAGACAUCGACGCCGACACCGACAACACAACACGGCACACGGAAAUAGCAGCAAGAGCAACAGCUCAACUCAGAGCAGAUGCUGUGAAGAAUAUAAGUUCCGAGUGCGACAGCAGCGACCUGGAUGAGGAUGAGGAUGAGGUUGCCAAGGAUAAUAAUGACAGUGACUUCUUGAGCACCACUUAUACGUGGAAUCUGCGAAAUGUGCCCAAGCAGCGCAUAAACGAUGCCGAGGGCGUAUGUAAUUUGACGCUACUGAGCCCGCAGCUGGAGCAGCACAAUACGAUUGACGACACUUCAAAGGUGCGAGCUGCGACACCAACGCCAACGCCAGCGUCAAUGUCAACGUCACCGUCAACAACGGCGAGAACUUCAACGGAGGAGGCGGCACACUCGCAGUCACAAAAGCUGCUCUUCAAACUGGAUAACCUCGAACGCUCCUGGCCCUGGGCAGAUCGCGAGAAAAUCAUCUACAAGCAAUCAACCUGUCAUCUGGUGCCACGCAAACCGCUGGGAAUUGUUGGCCAACGCAUUCAAUUGCUCGCCAAACAGGAGUUGCAACGCAAGGACAAAACGCAAUAGUCUAACGACGAGAAGAGCACAACUCCAACAAAUAUCAACUUUAUUUUUUAUUUUAUUUUCCAUAUACAUAUUAUAUUCCCUUCUCGUCAUUAGUGAGGUGUCGCCUCAGACUCGCAGACUCUGCGCUUGGCAGGCAACCGAACUUUUAAUUGAGUUCAUUAUGCAAUGCGUCAGCCGCACACUCCACUUAACAGACACAGGAACAAGUAGCCCGAGCGCACGCACACGCACACGCACAGGCACACGCACAACAGGGCGUAUGCGCAACUUUAUUUAAACUCAUAUAGGAUGCAAGAGUAGUCUUCAACUUUGGCUCAACAAAAGCAGCACACACUUCUGCCGGCUGUUUUUAAUUAAAAAAGUGCAUCGCAAGUAAAGCCAAAAUCUGUGGCCAACAAUUGCCAAGAUAAUUUCACACACAUUAUCCUUUCAAUUAAACUUUUUAAUCAAUUCAUUAUUGAAUUGAAUUGUAAAUUAUGAAAUUUCAGCUUUCAAACGUUCAUUUUCUAUU
Drosophila nasuta is the source of this 2755-nucleotide messenger RNA. RefSeq names its product PDZ and LIM domain protein 7. The record is from RefSeq and is a predicted model, not a curated record. NCBI's taxonomy places the organism in Eukaryota, Metazoa, Arthropoda, Insecta, Diptera, Drosophilidae. Bases 730 to 2244 code for a protein of 504 amino acids. The transcript is spliced from 6 exons. Gene Ontology annotation, molecular function: muscle alpha-actinin binding; actin binding. Gene Ontology annotation, biological process: actin cytoskeleton organization; muscle structure development. Gene Ontology annotation, cellular component: adherens junction; stress fiber; filamentous actin.